GUGAACCUUUGUCAGCAUUUUUCACUUCCACUUGUCGCGAUGAAUCUCGGCUUUGUCAUCGCCCUUCUGGGGCUCGUGGCGUUCGGUUCGUGUAAACCGACCGGACAGAACUUCACUCUGCCGCUCUGCGACUCCCCGGAGGCUGAAGCCGCCGCUCAGGUGGCUCUGGAUUUCAUCAACGCCCAGCACACACACGGCUACAAGUACACCCUGAACCAGAUCGAGGACAUCAAGGUCAUUAAUAAGGCUGAUGGAACACAUACGUAUCUCUUGGAGCUGGAGUUCCUCGAGACCAAGUGCCAUGUCUACAACCCGAAACCCGUACCUCUGUGCAAUGUCAGACCCAAAGUUCAUACAGCAGUGGAAGCGGACUGUGAUGUAGCUCUCUCUGAAGCUGGAGGACAGUUUUCUGUUGUGGCUUUCAAGUGCAAGACGGAAUUAGAAUCAUUCACUCCUUGUGGAGGCUGCAUUUUUCUGCAGCCACUGAACCACACAGAAGGAAAUCAGCUGGUUAAAGACUCACUGGGAUACUUCAACAAAAACCACACCCUCAACACUGUUUUUACUCUUCUCGACAUUGGCCGGCUGUCUUCUCAGUUGGUGGGCGGUGGGCCCCUAAUCAGAGCUGAAUACGCCAUUAUUGAAACCAACUGCACUAAUGUGGACGAUGAUAACUGUGUUCCUCUUGACCAUACGGUUGCUCAUCAUGGGUUCUGUCAUGCUGAAGGCCAUGGACUUGAUCUGAAAGUUGACUGCGAAGUCUUCCCACCAUACAAUGCAACAGUUCCUGUGCUCCCAGCUGGGCCAGGAUCAUCCAUCAGCCAUGGCUUCAAAAACCACAAACUCACAGCCCUGCAUGACCCCAAUGCCACCGGCCUCUUAUCUGCAGAGUCUAAUUCAGCCGAGAAAGCGCCGAUCGUCAAGAGAACAGCGGUAGACCCUCAACCCAAUGGGUUAUUAGCUGCUGAACCGGUAGCUCUGCUUCCGAGGUGCCCAGGGAAAAUCCAUCACUUUUGAUUCCAUUCUUUAAAUGUGUCCUUGAUACAUUUAUGUGGUGGACAUCUGGUUUCCCAUGGGCACAAAAGUGUGUUGGGUUGGGCUUUGUGGAAAUAUUGAACCCAUGUGGUUAGCAAUGCUGUCCUGCAAACAAGAGCACCUGUUUCAAAUGACUGUACAUUUGAUCUGUACCAUUUUAGCAUAAUAAAAUGGCCUCAAACUUGA
Molecule: messenger RNA, 1221 nt
Organism: Hemibagrus wyckioides
Lineage: Eukaryota; Metazoa; Chordata; Actinopteri; Siluriformes; Bagridae
Gene: ahsga
Product: alpha-2-HS-glycoprotein 2
Exons: 7
Coding region: 40-1017 (325 amino acids)
Biological process (GO): negative regulation of endopeptidase activity
Cellular component (GO): extracellular region; blood microparticle; extracellular matrix
Molecular function (GO): cysteine-type endopeptidase inhibitor activity
Source: RefSeq, a predicted model, not a curated record